This is a messenger RNA of Lingula anatina, 9252 nucleotides long. RefSeq names its product brefeldin A-inhibited guanine nucleotide-exchange protein 3. Gene Ontology annotation, biological process: regulation of ARF protein signal transduction. NCBI's taxonomy places the organism in Eukaryota, Metazoa, Brachiopoda, Lingulata, Lingulida, Lingulidae. Gene Ontology annotation, molecular function: guanyl-nucleotide exchange factor activity. The record is from RefSeq and is a predicted model, not a curated record.
ACACAAGCGCGGCCACGACAGAGGCAUUUGCAGACGUCAAUACUCCUACACUUGGAGUCGAGCUUCCCACACAAUGGAUUUCUUUUAACGAGGAUUCUCUAUUGCAGAAUAACAUCUACUGCCAUAAGCUAAAAGCUUUAAAAGACCAAAGUAGCAAUGUGUUACUUGUUGCUUGAGACCUAAAUCUAUCGUUAUGUACUGAUGUUGAUCAUAGGUUUGCUGACAUCGGGUAGCUAUCUUAGACACGAAGUUGUUAAUACAGCUGCAAUAUGGAGGAUUUACUAACUCAGAUUUCAAAGGACGCUGCUCCUGCCAAAUUUGCUAAUUUAAAGAAAGCGUGUAAAGAGGCAUUAGAUUUUCUUGGAGAUGAGAGCAAGGCAUCCAAAGCCCCAGUCUAUUUGCUCAGAGAAAAAUGUUUGUCUCCGCUACAGUUGGCCAUGGAGUCCCACAACCACAAACUUGCCACUUCUGCUGUUGGCGGUUUGCAGAAAAUCUUGCAGGACAGCAGGUUCCAUUCUCCUCUGGAAGAAGAGGAAGAGCAACACUGGCUGCCUAUGCAGAUACUCCGUGUCGUGGCCUCAGCUCCAAAUGUGAACGAAGACACACAAGUUGAAGUGAUGAAGAUUCUUUUGAAUAUGACUUUUUCCACGGCUUGGUGUAUGAAUGCAAAAGUCAUUACAAGAAUUACAGAGUUAUUCUUAAUAACCUACUUAACCAAUAACAAACAAAAGAUCCAGGAUGCAUGCCUGUGCUAUUUCACGCAAAUCCUAGGUGUUUACUAUCAGAGACAACUAAUAGUUCACAGUCAGUCAUAUGUAGAUUGUCAGAAGGGAGAGAAGGUAACCCAGCAAGGGUGGGGUACACAUCUAGAAGCUGGGGCAAUUAAGCCAUUUGCCAGUCCCCCUUCCUGUGUGAUUGUGGAGGUUUUAAGUAUCACAAUUAUGAUAGUACACUCCCUUCACUGCUUUUCUCCUUUCUUCUCUCUAUCCCAGGUGUGUAUACAGGUAUUCUCAGGCAAUCACAUUAGUGCUAGACCUGCUGUGAAGGCUACACUAGUUCAGUUGCUUUCUUCCUUUGCUGAGAAAUUGAAAACUAUUGAUGUCAAAAGGCCUGAGGAAGAGGCAAAAGGUGCCAUUGCAGAAUUCUCAAUGAAUGGGCAAAAGGAUACUGUCGAUCAUUUAGCACAUGACAUAGUGACCAUCUUGAAAUACCUGUGUACCAGGUUAGCACAGAGUAGCAGUAGCCCACAAGCUAGAAAUGCUGUGCCUCUGAUACUAGAGGGAAUUCACGCCAUCUUGAGCAAUGUUCCGUCUUCCAUCAGACAGGUGGGGGAAUUCCUAGAUUUAUUGUGGCAGGACCUGUGCCCCACACUAAUAGUAAUCAUAGGCAAUCCCAAGCUUGACAAGAGUAUAACAUCUCAAAAGACUGGGUCCCAGGAUGAGGUUGGGCGUGGCUCCGGGUGCUCUCAAACUGCACCUGCCUUAUUGGGACCAUCUGCUAAAACUGUCUACAGCAUAUCUGUGGAACUAGUCCGCUUAGUGGGCAGUGUUGGAUCUCUUAGGCCGGUGCUUGAGUCUUUGUUCCAUAGGAUCCUUUUGUAUCCACCAAUACAGCAUAGAUUAGAGGCACUGAAAGCUAUGAAGGAGUUACUGAACAAUCCAGAACACCUGAUUUCCUUAGCUGGUCCUACAGAAGAUGAUGACUCUAAGAUUGCUGGCAAAGUGAGAAAAACACAUAGCCCUGAUACGUCCUUAAUCAAACUUGUUGUGGAUUCCAUGCAGGAGUCUUGCCACUGUAGUGACUCAGCCACUUGUAUCACAGCUGUCAGUAAUGUGGACAUGCUGCUGAAGACUGUGGAGAAUAUCACACAGGGGAAAGUACUCAGGGAACAGCAGGCUGCAGAACUGAUGGAAAGAUAUAAGAAGAUGGACCAAGAUGUCAUGAAUCACACUGAGGGAUCUAAAGAAAUGGAUAUUCAAGCCACAGAAGUUUCCACAACAGAUCUUCAAGACUCAGAGGAUAAGUCUAAACUAAGCCAAGAGACAAUGCCCAAUGCUGAUAGUUUGCCGAAGGAAAGUUACUAUAACCUUUCCAGUAAAGUCCGAGUUCGACAGUGUCAUUCUGACCAGAUUGAACGGAAAAGUACCAAAGAUUACAUGCAAUAUCUAAUGAAAUUUCUGCCCUCUGUGAAGGACAUGUGCAGUGGUCAUGAGAUAGAUGAAGCACUGCUGAAUCUUGCAUCUAGAUUUUGUGCUGACCAGCAAAAUAUGCAGAGUGUGGAUUCUGAUAAUGGUGUCUCUGCUGAGGUGGCUAUACUCAAUGCAGAUGCUGUCUAUGUGUCAACAUAUACAGCUUUGUCCUUUAGCCUAAAACUGAGUCAGUGCCAAUAUUAUGAAUAUUCAGAGAAGCAAGUACCAUCAACACUGUCUGAGGAGGAAUUCAAGGAAAGUAUCAUUGGAGAAGGCCUGCUGCUGUAUGUGUCACCUUCCUGGUUGUCAGAGCUUUAUAACCAGGUCCUGCAAGUUGAUUUAAUGAAAUUGGCUGGGGCAGAAAACAAUUCUGAAAAUGUUUUCAUGAAUCUUAUCAUAGACCUGGAUGGACUUCACAGCAGAAAGCUAGGUGGACAGCUGCUCACUGGCUGCAGUAAUACCACUGUUGUUGAUGCUGACAAGCAUGAUGUCAGCACUGAAGCAGGUAUGCUUCUGGCCCAGAGAAUCCUGACCAGCUGCUGGGAGGGCACCCUAGAUGUGCUCUCUGUACUGCUGACUGGGAAGAGUUCCUGUGGUAUCACCAGUAGUUUUGCCCUGAUGUUAGGCACUGAGGGAGCCAAGGAGGAAACCCUCAAGGCCAGGGAGGCUAUAUGUAUGAGUUUGGAUGGCCUGCAAAGGGCAGCUAGACUGGCCUGCUCUUUAGGCAUGCAGUCUAGAUGUGGGAAGAUAUUUGCUUUGUUGGCCAAGGCUUCUUGUGUACUUGAAGAAGAGCAGAGACCUUCAAAGCAAUCCCCGUCCACUGAGUCUAAACCCACCCAGGCUAAUCCUAGUAAACCUAAGCCUCCCAGGUUACAUGCGGCCCAUGCUCUUAGUAUGGAUCUUAUCCUUUCCAUGGGAUUGGAGAUGGGGAGUCAUGCCUCAGACUGCUGGAAGCAUGUGUUCAGAUGCUGUAAUCAUAUUGCUGAGUUGGAGCACUUAUACUUCACCCGCUGUAGCCAGGGGAAGCCUAAACCUACUGCAGAAGUUGGAGGUUCAGAAACACUGGGAGACCCAGACAUCAUCCCAGCAACUUUCACAGGGAUACCAGCAGCCAUCUGUGUUCCCUCAUCUAAGAGUGUUGCUGAGAUCAUCAAACAGAGUGGUGUGGCUGCUGGCUGGGACAGUGCCAUGACAGGAGGAGCGGUUCUCAGUACAUCUCAGUCCACUGAAGUCCUGUGUGCUCUGUCACAACAAGUGGACAGAUUAUUUGAUGAUGCAGCAAGAAAGCUAAACAUGAAGUCAUUGGUGGAAUAUUUAGGUGCAUUGAGCAGUUCUAGCCACUCUCAGUUAUUUGGUAAGAACAGACACCUUGAGGAUGUCUCCCCCUCUACCCUGUUAUUGUACAGACUGGGGGAUGUCAUGUUAGAGGUGCUGAAGAGUGACAGGCCACUGUAUCCUGUUAUGAAAGCCUGGAAUAGAGUGGCACCCCAUUUUGUAGAGGCUGCAUGUCACAGUGAAGGAAGAAUAGCCAAGAAGGCUGUCACCUGUCUCCAUGACUGUGUCACAUUGAGGCUUGGUUCCCAUCCAGAGCUGCCGCACCUCCACUUCAAUGAGGCCUUGUGCAAGCCUUUUGAAAACCUGCUCUGCUUGGAUUUGUGUGAUGGAGAUGUUCAGGACCAGAUAAUUUGCUCUAUAUGUGAGCUAGUUGAAGCCUGUGCAUCAGAUAUCAAAUCAGGCUGGAGACCACUGUUUGGGGCACUGAGGGCUGUCAAGAUAGAAUACACAGUGAAUGAAGAGAUCAAUGAAGCUCGUCAAAGACAUGUCUCCGCAGUGUUGGAUGUGUUUGAAGUAUUUCUGGACACUGACAAUGUUUGGGUGUUUGCUCAUGCCGCUGUAGACUGUAUAUUAUGUCUUCUCAAAUAUGUCCGAGGACCAGGAGAGUUUGAAGACAUAGCAGACUCGGACUCUGACAGUGACAUUGAGGUGGGGAUGUCUGUACCUGAUGCAGAGAACUUAGUUCUUCCUGCUCUACGCUAUCUGAAGAGGUGCUGCGCUCUGUUAUCUUCUAUGUGGACAAUGCCUGCCUGUCCAGUCUUCAGUGGGGCACAUAGAAUCCAGUUAAAUCCCAAUCCACAAUCCAUAGACCCAGUCAUUCCAGACAUGGAUUUCAAAGCUUUCCAGAGAUAUUUUGAUUCCUUGUCUCACAAACAACAAGUGCAUUCACCCAGUUCCACACUAGAGCAAGAGUAUGAAAGAGAUCUAGAUUUAUUCACGCCAACCAAAUUAAGAGAUACCCAGGAACAGUGCACUGCUUCAACACAAACUGAAUUAGUUAAGCCUUCUAAAGGUGAGGAAGUGGUGAAAUCCACUGACACAGAAAUUGAGACAGAUAAAAAGGAUGGUGAUCAGUGCAAAGGAGAAGGAGAAGGAGACUAUGUUUGUAACAAAGAAUUAGAAUUAGUCAAUGACAGUGACAGUUCCUCAGGGUAUAGUCUUCCCCAUGGCCAGCCACAUAAACCAUGCCCAAAUAGUGAUAGUGAACCAGAUGAAGAACCUGUCAGGUAUCCAAAUGUGACCCAUUCCAUUCCUUCCCCUUCUAUGGAUUACAUACCUGUUGCCCUGGAAACAAUGGAUAACCAUACUGGGCUGCUUCAUGUCUGGUUCCUGGUAUUGGAGGGCCUUACCAAUGCUGUGUCUGCAUGCCCCAAGAACUACCAGCCACAGACACUUGAGACUUUGUUUGAUUUACUGCGGGAUGCUUCUAAGACUCCUGGUUGUGAGUUCAGCACCCACUGUGUCAACCACCUUCUGCUGCCCAUGUUACAAGGCUGGCUGAGGAAAGGUGGGCAGUACAGGAGCUUCUGGGAGACCACAGCUACCAACUUCAAGCAGUGCUGUGGACUGUGCACAGACUUGGUGGUGGAACUCAUAGUACAGUUUACAGCAUCCCCGGAAACCACACCAAGCUUGGAAUUCCUGUUGAAGCAGAUGUUGGAUGUGUUGAUAGAGUGUAUCAGCCAGUCAGUAGAGACCAUUUCAAGGCUGGGCUGUGCUUGCACAAGGCACAUAUUACUAAGUGGUGGCCCCCUCUUCACUGAACCCAUGUGGCACAUUGCCACCACCUCCUUACUGAGAGCAUUUGAUGUGACCAUGUACAGCCUGAAACAGCUAAUGGUGCUAUUUGAGGCCAGCUCUGAUAACUUCUAUGGGGACAUAGGCCAGGUGAAGGUGGCAGCAAGAAAGGACAGCACCCCAGCCCAGUGUGAGAGACUGAGGCAGCUGGCCCGGCAGGUGUUUCUACUGGACAGUCAGCAGGCGUGUCUGUCCACACAGAGUGCUGUAGAUGAUGACAAGUCAUACGUGUUCUUGCUGUAUCCUCCAGGGUGUGAGAAUAGUUUGAACCCUGAGCAUAUUGCAAUGAGGGUGCCAUUGAGAAACGUAGUCCUGAGCUUGCUGUCACACCAGUUGCUGCUUCAGACAGUGGGUUAUGUUCUUCUCCAGGGAACUCGCAUUUACACACAGAGUGAAUGUCAACUUCUCCCAGGUCUUAAUGCAGACACAGACUCCCAGGGGCCUCAUAAGCUUCCAGGUAUGCUGCAAAAGCUGUCCACCAGGAAUGUUCUGGUACUUUUCAAGUGCCUGGAUGAAUCAUAUAGGUUUGCGUGUGAUUUUAACUCCAGGCCAGGGCUGAAAUUUCUCAUCCAGAAGGUGAUCAAUUCAUCUGUAGCCUCGAAUUUGUACAAGUCUGCUGGGGCAAGCAUGACAUUUUGUGUACACGCACUCCUGGAAAUAUGCCUCCACCAAGAGAACCUUACACUAGAGAAAAUAGCAACUGAGCUGCAAAAUCGAGGCCACCUGGAAUUUGAACAGUGUAACAAUGAAAGCUCAGAAAAUGCCGGUGCUGGUAAUGAAAAACUUGAACCUUCAAAACAUGAAGACGAAUAUGACAGUUACAAUAAUGCAACUGAACCCAUUGACAAUCACUUUGAUUUAUUCACUCGAAAACUGCACCAAAGCUUUGCAGGAAUAUGCCAAAAGUACAUUGAGCUGGUUUUAGAUAAAGAAGGCACUUCAAGUGCAGAUAGAAUUUCAGAUAGACCCCUGUUUUUCUUGGUGUCUCAAGUUGAGGAGUUGCCCUCACUGAAAAGGGAAAAAGCCUUGUCAGAAAUUGUGGCAGAGAAAUUGAAGCAGCGAGAGCAGAAAGAUGUAGGCGGCUUCAUGACCACUGCUGUAGCACAGAUACAAGAUUCCCAUGAAAAUUCUGCAGAAGCGGAGAAGGAAGCUGUUGAACAAGACGGCAGGCCUGAUGUAGACAAGGACUUGGAUAAAGUGUAUCAGGUUGCCACAGAUGUAACCAUUCAGUCCGUUAUCAGCACAUACAAAAAGAGAAAGCAACAGAAGACCUUGCCUAAUUUUGUCAAGUUUACGAAGAAGGACAAAAAGAAGAAAAAACAAUCCAAAGACGGUUUGGAUCCAGAAAUUGAAAAACAACAGCAUGUUUCAGUUAUGAAAGAUGCUGAGGCUCACAAGGAGUCUUGGACGGAGAUGAUCUGUACCGUGUUGUAUCUACUACUGCAGUUGCCAGACCAGGAUUUCCACGCCCUCUUGCCUGUAGUGUUCAGCUGGAUAAAUCAGCUUAUCUGCCAUGUGGAGAACCAAAGGUUGAAAGAUGCAAUAGCCAAGUGGCUUCACAAGGUAGGACACAUGAAUGGAUGGAGUGGCCAUGAUGCAAAAUGAACUUAAAAGAAGAAAUAUGCUAUUACAUUUGAGGACAACUUUGAAUUGGUGACUCUGGUAUAGAGGGAUAAAUAUCUUCAGUUAUUUUUAAGAAAUGGAAACAUUACUGGUUAACACAUGAAUGUGCAUAAAAGCCACAUAAUUAGAAGCAAAAAAAAAAAAAUCAAAUAGUGUUACUACUUUAAGCACAUCAAAGGAACUUGAUUGGUAGCAAAUAAGAGCUUAGACAUGGCAAAAACUAGCUUCAAGAAAGUGAAACACUUAACCACAGUACAAAUAUUGGCAUUUUUAUUUUUUUCUCAUUUUUAUUUAUUCGUUUUUGGUUUGUUAGGGUAAUGCAUUAUGGAUUAAUUCUCUGUAACUCCAGUUUAGCAUGAACAAAAUAAUGCAUUUCAGCUUUUACUGUACAUCAGAGGUAACUUGAUGGGUAUCAUAUGAGUGCUUUUCAAGGGCAGAGAUAAAAAUUAGCAUGUUGGAUAGAGUUUAACUGUGUAAUCAGUAAUGCUGACAAAAUACAUAGAUCUACCGUUAAACGUGUUGUUAGCAAUAAGGUAAAUCUAGAAAAUGUUGAGAAAUGUGCUUCUUAAAAAUAUUAUGGAAUAUGAGUAAACAAGUAUGUUUGGCAAGCGUGUAUAAUUGUACUGUGUGAGGCUUCAGUUCCUUUGAGGAACAUAAUAAACUCAGUCAUAUUACAGACUAUAAUGUUUUAAGGACUGUGAAAGUGUGACAUGUUUUUUUGGGUUACAUGUUCACUGCUUUGACAAUCAGAGCAUGGUCUCCAAAACAUUCAGCACUUGUGUAUUCAGUUGCUUAACAAACAGUAUUAUAUAAAUGGGAAUUUUAUUAGAGGCUAUUUGAUACAGUAGGUGAGAGGUAUGUUUAUAUCUAAGCAUAAAGAAAAACAACUUAUGAAAAGGAAAGCCAAGACAUGUUCUCCUUUUGUGGAGCAGUUUUAAAAAGUAACAGAAUCGGAAAGCGUAAACAAUUUGUUUUGGGAUAGAAGGCAGGAGAAAUCUACCUAUAUUUUUUAAUUUCAUGAAAAAUUAGACAUAAACAGUUUUGGCCCAAAAAAUGACAAUUUACCAUUACUGUGAAGAAAUGUUAUAGUCAUGAUUACUGUUAAGUGUUACUGUUACUGUAAACUAUUUAAUUGAAUGUUUUUGGGGUGUCUUUGCUAUCUUAAUGCAAUGAACAAACAGUGUCUAGGCUCUCUAUUUAAAUAAGAACCUACAUGUACAUUUACUGGGUUCUAGAUUCAAACUUCACUUUAUUUUUGUAUUUGUAUUUACCUGCCAUGUAAGAUACCCAUGUUUAUAACUAAACACAUCCUACACAUUCUGGCUUCAGAUUUAAUUUGUUGCCAAACUGAAGGCAUUUGAUAUGGGGCUCCAAUGUACAUGUAUAAUUUAUCCUUGGAAUGGGUAUUGAUUUUUUUCUUUACACCAUAAGGAGGCAAGUUUUGGGGUUUUUUUUGGUUUAAAUUCAGUUUCAUCUUACAUAACAGGAAAGAGUGGGGAUUUCCAGUUGUGUGGUAUAAUAUUUGUUAUCAGUUAAUUUGUGUGUACGUGACUGUGGGCGUCUCAACAGCUUGUUUAUAUUCUUGAAUUUUGUUUCAACAUGAAAAAAAUUUAUUUCUUUUUGUAUUAUGGUUUUGUUUUUAUGCUUUUAAAGUAUCACAAGAGGGAUCAAAAUGUUUACUUAAACAUAAUAUUGUAAUCAUUUUGUUUUGCUUGUUGGAAAUUAAAUGUUGUGAUAAACAAGGAUAUGAUACUUUGUAUUUUUGCAUUUGGGUCAUUUAAUGAUUUUUAUUAUAAUUUUCCUUUUUUGUGUGCAAUUUGUGUCACAACUGUUAUUCAGUUACAUAUCUAUUGGUUGUAUGAAACCAAAUUUCACAAGCUCUUAUGGGCGAUAAACUUAUAAACCUUUUAUUGAAGCAAAAUUAAGCUUCUUAGAAAAUUUAAUUUGCAAAAAUUUUUGUUAAGAAAACCACCCAAACUUAAUAAGAUUCUGUCAGUGGUUCUGUAUAAGUGCAUGCCUAAAUUAGUGUUUACGGCGAAUUGAUUGGUUUUUAACAGUUUCAAAGAGCCUACAAAGCAGCUGAGGCACAACCACAAGUGCUGCAGUGGUUAGGCUGUGGCAUAUCCAUGGGGGAAGAAAAAAAUAUGUACUUUUUUAAAAAUGAACAUUUUGGAAAGAUCACCACGUUUGAAGCUAGUGAGAGAGAAUUUCAAUACUCAACAUGGAUCUUAAAUCACACUCUCGUCUCUUGAGAACAGUGUAAAUGGUCUUAACUCGAUAUUUUUGGUUGAAAUAGGGGAUGCAGAAA